Nematolebias whitei (Rio pearlfish) is the source of this 2373-nucleotide messenger RNA. RefSeq names its product F-box/WD repeat-containing protein 7. Gene Ontology annotation, biological process: ubiquitin recycling; proteasome-mediated ubiquitin-dependent protein catabolic process. Gene Ontology annotation, molecular function: ubiquitin binding. The record is from RefSeq and is a predicted model, not a curated record. Lineage: Eukaryota; Metazoa; Chordata; Actinopteri; Cyprinodontiformes; Rivulidae. Gene Ontology annotation, cellular component: nucleus; cytoplasm.
GAGAGAGAGAGAGCUGCUCGGUGUGCGUGUGCGGGUCCGGAGCUGCGCGCGGACCCUCCUCUGAUGGAUCCCUGAUCCGGUCCACCAGUCCGGUCUCAGCUCCUUCCUGCGGUUCGCUCCGGUUCGGCCGCCACCAUGGGGUUCUACGGCACCCUGAAGCUCAUCUUCUACAAGAUGAAGAGGAAGUUGGACCAGGGUCCGGACGGCCGGACGUUCCCUUCAGGGAAGAAACACAAAGGCAGCGGCGUCCUCAGCCCCUCCAGUCUGGCUCAGGCCACGCCCACCACGUUCGGGGACCUCCGGCUGGCCAACGGGCAUUCGGCUCAGCGGCGGCGCGUCACCUCUGGCCCGCCUCCUUCUGGCCUCCAGGACUGGCUCCUCACCUUUCAGGCGUGGAGCGGUCCUGAGAGGCUCCUGGCUCUGGACGAGCUCAUCGACCGCUGCGAGUCCGGUCAGGUGAAGCACCUGAUGCAGGUCAUCGAGCCCCAGUUCCAGAGAGACUUCAUAUCGCUGCUGCCCAAAGAGCUCGCCCUGUACGUGCUGACCUUCCUGGAUCCCAGAGACCUGCUGCAGGCCGCCCAGACCUGCAGGUACUGGAGGAUCCUGGCUGAGGACAACCUGCUGUGGAGGGAGAAGUGCCGUGAAGAAGGUAUAUCAGAGUGUGUGGCACAUCGACGUAGAGAGUGCGUGCCACCAGGCGCUUCCCUCAGCCCAUGGAAGUCCGCCUACAUUAGACAGCAUCGCAUAGAAACCAACUGGAAGAAGGGCGACGAGCGGGAGCCCAUGGUGUUAAAAGGUCAUGACGAUCACGUCAUCACCUGCCUCCAGUUCAGCGGCGACCUGAUCGUCAGCGGCUCUGACGACAACACGCUCAAAGUCUGGUCAGCCAUCACUGGAAAGUGUCUGCGCACGCUGACAGGUCACACUGGCGGCGUGUGGUGCAGUCAGAUGACCGUUGCCAUGGUGAUCAGUGGCUCCACCGACCGGACACUGCGCGUGUGGGACGCCGAGAGCGGGGAGUGCGUCCACACGCUGCACGGACACACGUCCACCGUGCGCUGCCUGCAUCUCCACGGCAACAGGGUGGUGUCGGGCUCUCGGGACACGACGCUGCGAGUGUGGGACGUGUCGACGGGCCGCUGCGAGCACGUCCUGACGGGCCACGUGGCGGCGGUGCGCUGCGUUCAGUACGACGGGCGGCGCGUGGUGUCGGGCGGCUACGACUACAUGGUGAAGGUGUGGGACCCGGAGACGGAGGUGUGUCUGCACACGCUGCAGGGACACACCAACAGAGUUUACUCUCUGCAGUUUGACGGCGUGUUUGUGGUGAGCGGCUCGUUGGACACGUCCAUCAGAGUCUGGGACGCAGAGACAGGUGGGUGUCUUCAAACUCUGACCGGCCACCAGUCGCUGACGAGCGGCAUGGAGCUUCGUGACAACAUCCUGGUGUCCGGGAACGCCGACUCCACCGUGCGAGUGUGGGACAUACGGACAGGACAGUGUCUCCACACGCUGCAAGGCCCCAACAAACAUCAGUCGGCGGUGACUUGCCUGCAGUUCUGCAGAGGUCUGGUUCUGUCCAGCUCCGACGACGGGACGGUCAAACUGUGGGACCUGCGGACCGGAGCCUGGCUGCGGGACGUGGUGGCGCUGCAGAGUCGGGGAUCAGUGAAAUGAGCCAAGAACGGGGCCGAGGGGAUUCCCGGAGCCACAGAUACUCAGAUUUAUUUUAUUUUAUUUUUUGGACCAGAGUCCUGACUGAGUCCAGGUGUCUCCCAUCGGUCACGUGUGGCUGUUACGGGACGUUCUGAUUGGCUGGUGCAGACAGGUGAAUGAUGAACAGAGCGAAGGAGCCAGAGCUGUGGAUUCAGUGGUUUCCAUAGCAACAUGUGAACGUUUGUUCAGAGAUUACUCAGAGUCUGAAUGUAGCCGAGGACAUCGGCUGUUUUUGCUGCUGUACCAUGAAGGGGUGAUGAUGCUGAUGAUGCUGAACUGACCCAAAUCUAGAGAAUCCUGCGGUCCGGAGAGACGAGCGGCGGGGCGGAGCCUCGUCUCCUCUCAGCGUUCUGCUCAGACCAGAGUCUGUGUUUCCGUGUUCGCAGACGAUGCGCUCGUCUCCGCUGCCCAAUCUCUGGCCCCGCAGUGACGGAGGCGGAGGAAACGCUGUGCUCCCAUCAUGCUCUGGGGGUGGACUAACCUAAAAACCACGAGCAGAGCCGCACAUCUGCAACAGUUGGAGCUCCUCAGAACCAGAUGUUUAAAUGACGCAGCUGCAGAUUCUGUGGUUCUGCCCAAAGUGGAGACAACGAAGGAAAAAGAGCGAAGCUUUAGAGUUUUAUGAGCUCCGUUUAAAGUAUUUAACAGUAAAUACAC